Capsella rubella is the source of this 1829-nucleotide messenger RNA. Its product is annotated as probable WRKY transcription factor 21. Gene Ontology annotation, molecular function: DNA-binding transcription factor activity; sequence-specific DNA binding. NCBI's taxonomy places the organism in Eukaryota, Viridiplantae, Streptophyta, Magnoliopsida, Brassicales, Brassicaceae. Gene Ontology annotation, biological process: regulation of DNA-templated transcription. The transcript is spliced from 3 exons. The record is from RefSeq and is a predicted model, not a curated record. The coding region runs from base 384 to 1529 and encodes 381 amino acids.
GAGAGAGAGUGAGCAAGAAAGUCUUCUCUUUCACACCUUUCGUUUUCUCGAACCUCUCUCUUUUUAAAGAUGGUGGAGGAAUCUUGGGUUUGACAACUCAUUUAACCUCUCUCUCUUCUCUCUCUUUUUAAGCUUUCAAGCAUCCAAGGGGAAGCUCCUGUUUUUCUUACUCUUACUUUUGCUUUCUCCUUUCGCUCUUCUUCUUCAUUCUCUCUCUCUAUUCCUCUUCUUCUUUAAAAACCUUGAUUUGAUCUUCUUAUUAGGAAUUGUUUUCUUUGGGGAUGGGAUUGGGUAAAGCUUGAAAUUUGACUUCUUUUACAUUUCUCUGAGUUAAGUUUUUGCUGUGGGAGGAAAGGGAAAUUAGGGUUCUUGGGGGGGAAGACAUGGAGGAGAUAGAAGGAACGAACAGAGCAGCUGUAGAGAGUUGUCAUAGAGUUCUUAAUCUUUUGAAUAGACCACAGCAGCAGCAGCAGCAAGAUCAUGUUGGGUUUGAGAGGAAUUUGGUGUCUGAAACUAGAGAAGCUGUGCUUAGGUUCAAGAGAGUGUCUACUUUGUUAAGCACUAGUGUUGGUCAUGCUAGGUUUAGAAGAGCUAAGAAACUUCCGACCCAUGUGUCUCAAGGCAUCUUACUUGAUCCUUGUCACCAAAAAACCGACCAAAGAACCGAGCUUGCACCAUCAUCAUCUUCUCAGAAACCACCGGUACUCCGGUCUGGUUUCCAGGAAUUGAGCUUGAGUAGACCUUCAGAUUCACUCACUUUAGGGACCAAGUCUUUCAGUUUGAACCCAAAUGCAAAGGUUCCUCUCCUUCAGCUUAGCCAGCCAGUGGUGCCUUCUUCGAAUUAUCCCAAUUUGUUUCCAGAUAAACAAAAACAACAACAACAACAUCAGCAGCUACAGCAGCAGCAGCAACAGCAGUUUCAUGAACGGUUAAAAGCUCACCAUCUUCAUCAGCAGCAGCAGCUACAGAAACAUCAAGCUGAGCUUAUGCUUAGGAAGUGCAAUGGUGGGAUAAGUUUGAGUUUCGAUAACUCCAGUUGUACCCCGACCAUUUCAUCAACUAGGUCCUUUGUUUCUUCACUUAGCAUAGAUGGUAGUGUCGCUAAUGUAGAAGGAAAGAACUCCUUCCACUUGGUAGGAGUUCCUAGUUCGACGGAUCAGAACUCACUACACUCUAAGAGAAAAUGUCCCUUGAAAGGAGACGAACAUGGAGGCUUAAAAUGUGGGAGCACUAGCCGUUGCCACUGCUCUAAGAAAAGGAAACAUCGGGUUAGGAGAUCGAUCAGAGUGCCUGCUAUAAGUAACAAGGUUGCAGACAUUCCUCCUGAUGAUUACUCUUGGCGAAAAUAUGGUCAGAAGCCCAUCAAGGGAUCUCCUUAUCCAAGGGGAUAUUACAAGUGCAGUAGCAUGAGAGGUUGUCCAGCGAGGAAGCACGUAGAGAGAUGUUUGGAAGAUCCGGCAAUGCUUAUUGUUACUUAUGAAGCAGAGCAUAACCACCCGAAAUUGCCAUCUCAAGCUAUAACAACUUAGACUCUAUUCUAUCUGUGGGCCAGCAAGAACUUUUCAUGUAUGGUCGAUAGGUUUUAGCAUUGCUCAAUGUUGUGAUAUAUGAUCGGGGCAAGAGCUUUUAGUUGGGGUGGGAUUUGAUUGUGAGAGAGUUUGCUGCAAUUGUUGGAUUUGAGUUUAAAAGGGGGAGAGGGGUAAAUGUUAGGAUUUGUCAAGACUCUUUUUCUUUCUAAGUUUAUUGCUCUUAAUUAAUGAAUUAAAAGUAUUUAUUUUAUGGCUAUGUAAUUUCAUAUCUUUUUAAUGGCAAGUUCGGUUUCUAUUAUG